Molecule: messenger RNA, 8483 nt
Organism: Pocillopora meandrina
Lineage: Eukaryota; Metazoa; Cnidaria; Anthozoa; Scleractinia; Pocilloporidae
Source: the annotation of a GenBank genome assembly
CUACAAAUGGCGGCGUUGAGUUGUGGUUAGGCCCUUACUUUCAGGAAUUUCCUUAUCGUCAUUUAAGACGAUCUGCAAGAAUUUAACUUAAUUAUAUGGAAAAUAUUCAUAUGAUGUGUCAGGUGUAUUUUAUUCGUCAUUCUGAGCUGAAAACUAAGAUUGGGGAAAGCUUUCCUGUUCAAGUCCCUAAGCAAACAGUAAGUUUGUAACCUGCUGCAGACAACAGUUGUCCUUCAGAACAGAGCAAUCUUCUUUAAUGGAUCUGGAAUCGAUCAAAGAAGUUUUAGAUGUGAGUACAUAUUAAUAUUUACCGUAAUAUAUUCAGACUUAUGAGAAUAGCAACGUGAGUGAUAUGGUCCCCAAGUUCAAUGUCUCUUCAACGAUUCCUUUUCAAGGAAGACACUAAAAUGGCUAAUUGCUUGUUCUGUUUCUUGAAAUAGUUAUCGUUUUAUUGGAUAUUCAUGAAAUUUUGUUUUAUUCUAUUCUGUCAGCUCUUGCACGGUGGUUGUUGUUCUAAAAUUAUUUACAUAUUUUUUGUCAAACAGCUGUUACUACGACGACUCAUGUAUAUAUCUGUUUUGCUUCAGUCUUUCUCCAAAUCAGAAUCGCCAAAAAGAUUUCAACAAUUGAAGAGUAAUAAAGACUUUGUGAAUGGAAUAUUUCAGAGCUUACCUAACCAGUAUACACAUGAGGUGAGUGGAGACUGGAAAGGAGGAGAAGGGCAGUGUCACUUUCCUUGCAUAUUACACUUCUACUCUCGGGCUGAUAAUCACAAAAUAAUUUUUUUUUCCAGCUGACAGAUUCAGUUUAUAAAGGUCUAUUCGAGUUGUAUAAUCAAAGGGGAAAAGCUGGAAAACUGUUUGUUCUUCAGUUUGUUCCUGUGUUGAUUUGGAAUUAUCUGUCUGCCACAACAAGAAGAGAUCAUCAGGUGCAGUACAAUAAUUUACAUGAGGGUUUGAAUACAUUGAUUCAAUAAAUGGUUUAUGAUAGUAACUCUCUUGUUAGAUCAGGUGCAUGUGUUUAUACCCUGAACUAUUAGAUCAUGAGAAUUUUUUCCUCUAGUAAAAGACCCCCUUUGUACCUGUUACCUCUUAGAGGUUAUCAGCAUCUGAUUUCUCCCCACAGCAUCACCACUGUUUCAAACGAUGAGGUCACAAGAAUAUAAGAAAUGAUCAUUAACUAAAGAAACUCUUGAUUGUUAAUCAAAUUCACUUACUGCUGAGAAAAAGCUUAUUGAUGAAAGUGUGUAAAUCAGUUUAUUAGGAUUGAACAAUAUCCUUAGUUUAUGGUAGCAGCAAGUUAUUUGAAAAUAGUAAUUGUUCUUGUUUGUGUUUCAUCUUAGGCCUAUGGCAGUCUAGAAGUUCUGCUGUUGGCUAUCUAUAAUGAUGUAAGUACAAUGAAAAUGCUAUUUAUUUUCCUUCAUCUGCUGAGGAUACUAGUUUAUUAAAAUCAGAAAUAAACACUAAAAAAAACUUAAAAACUUGUUGUCUAUCUAUUAUUUUUUAACAAAAUUAUAACUAUUUUAUACAUCUAAUGGUCCUUUACCCUGAAUUAUGACAACUACAGGAAGUUGUGAAUGAUAACGGAGAGCAGAAUGUUAAGAAGUUCAGACUGCCAUCACUUUCGAGGCCUUCAAUUUACCAUGAGGUACAGUUUGAUCAGAAGUUGUUAUCUUUCUUUCUUCUUUCUUCUUUCUUCUCAUUACCUUUCAGCUUGAAAGUGUAUUGAUAUUGUAAGGAGAAAUAAGUUAUUGGUCUCUUUUGGGAGUGAAAGGAUUAAAUAGAUACUUGACUAAGUUUUGAUUUUGACUUUGAUACAUCUUAAGAACACUGAAUUACAAGUUGAAACUUAUAUUAACAGUUUCAUACUUUAUUGGUAAGACUUAACUUAAGUGCCUCAGUUGUUCACUUAUUCAAGUUUUUUUUCAAGCCCCAGCAGAGUUUUACAACAUCUUCAAUACUGACAGAAACAGCUCUGAGCCGACAUGAACAGAGUGAGACAAUUGUGAUGUUACCAGGUCCUGGAAAACCUCAAAACAAAAUCACUGCUACACAUAGGUUAGUGUUAUGAUUGUUUUUAUUGUUGUUUUUAUUUUUCUCUGGGAAAAAUCUUAUGAGAAAGGUAGAGUCUGACAUGGUUUACUUGUAAAGACAGUAUGCUCAUUCAAAUUUAAUAUUUUGUAGUCUGCAAUGGGCAUUAAUCCUUUACACCCAGACAUCAGUAUGCAUAUUCUCCAUACUGCUCUCUAAAGAGAUCCUAUGGUGCUGAUAAGGAGAAUUUGACACUCAAGAGCUUCUUAAGUCAGUGAUCAUUUCCUUUAUUCUCAUGACAUGAAUAUGUGAUUCAGGAGUGAUAUUGCUAGGAGGGUUAAAGAGGCGAACAGCAGAUUGCUGUUCAAGUAUUUUCAAUCGCUGCAGUAUACUCAAGGCUGUGCUCUAAGGAAAAUUUCAGGGAGCCCUUCGGGCUCCCAAGCGUUUUAGCUUGGGUGCCCAGGCCUAAAAGAUGGUCGCCCAAAUCAAAAUUUCGGGGAGCCCGAAGGGCUCCCAAACAUUUUAGCUGAGGUGCCCGGGCCUCCUAGUUGGUCGCCCAAAUUAAUAAAUCAGUCAGUUAAUUAUUAAAAAUUAAACAAACUGUUUUCGUAACGAGUCAAAUAGAACUAUGUGCAUUUAUUUAUUGUUUUUAUGUUCAUGAAACAUCGUAUCCUUUGACCUCCUGAAAACCUAUCGGUGAAAUGUUCAAGACAAAUGAGCUUUUUGUGGAUUCGGUCGAUUUUAUUUUUAGUGCGUGAUACGUAAUAACUUGUCACGACACCAAGGACAAUGCGGGACUUAUAAAGUUUAUACCCGUUUCUAAAACAAUCACACAAAAAACGUAUCUUUUUUUUUUUAUACAUCGUGUUUUACUGGAAAAACAAUCUUAAGUUAUGUUUUGCCUCGCAGACACGGCAGUAAAAAGCCGGCUAAAAUAUUAAAUUAGCAAAGAAGAGCGACUCCGUGUUUAUUCAGCGAUUUAUUAAUCGCCGACCGUACUUUUUUACGCCUAUCAGAGCAGAAGUAACAACUUCUUUUGAAAAACUAGCUGAUGAGCCAUCCCAAUUUAAAGGAAAAAUUUUAAUGCUAUUGGAAAAGCCGUUAAAAUCGAAAACUGUGCAGCUAGUCAAGUUCAAAGUCAAGGAUUAUGCUACAUGUGAAUUCACGUGGAACGACCUUUGAACAUCAACGCGCGCCCGAUGGAACAACAUUUUCUUUUAAAAGAACGACUCCCGUGUUCAUUUAGCGAUUUAUUAAUCGUCGACCGUACUUUUUACGCCUGUCAGAGCAGAAGUAACAAUUGCUUUUCUUAACGAGCCAUCCUAAUUUAAAAGAAAAAUUAUAAUACUAUUUGGAAACUUGUCACGAUCAAAGUCGAUGAUUAUGUUGUCGUGGAACGAUGCCUCUCAUUUUUCGCCCGAGGCCAAAUGUUAGUCGCCUCAGGCGACCGGGCGCCGUUAGAGCACAGCCUUGAUACUCAUUACCAAUGCCAUGAAAAGAUGUGGCAACAAAGUGCGGCUGCAUUACCCUUCAUUAUAAGUGCUAGUUAUCUUUUGUACAUCUCUAAUGAAUUCCUUCCUUUUCAGGCUUUCUAUAUAUUGCUGCUUUUUUUUUCAUCAGUAUAAUGCAAACAUUGUUUUAAGAAUUGAUUUGUCUGGAAGUAAGGUUACUUGGAGAAGAAUGAUUUUAACUAUCUUCAACCCUGUCUUAAAUUUGAAAUAUGUAAAGAAAACAAUAAGGUGUGAACCUUUUAUCUUUUGCAGACAUUUUUGCUUGAAUUAGUCAGACAUGGAGUGUAGUAUCUACUAGAUAAUAUAUUAUAAGCUGGACUAUGCACACAUUUGAUUGGUUCCUUUAGGAGGACAAAUGUAUUGUUGAUGUCACCAUUAAAAUUUGUUUGUUUUUUAUAAUUUUAUAAAACAAAUAGAUUCCAUACUGCUGUGGGUCUGUGUACAGAAAUAGAUUGCAGAAGAGGUCAAAAUAUGGGAAGAACAUCAAUGACACACUGAGCUGGGCUUCUUUUGCCACUUUGUUGUUCUUGCCACAUUUUGAUGUCAUCUGUGAUCUAUUAUUGAACAGACGCAGGAGUACAUGAAAUCUCUUGGUUAAAUACACUUUUUUUAGUAUUAUUAUUUUUCUUUUUUAAUUUAUUUUAUUACAAAAGAAAAAACAAAACAAAACAAAAAGAGACACCAGUUUUAAAAUAUAAGCUGUGUAACUUGUGAUACCAUUGUUUUUAGUGCUAGUAUUGGGAUGUAAAUACUGUUAGUGUUGUUAAUGUAAGUAACAGAAAUGUAUUAACUAAGUGAAGCAUCAUUGUAAUUAGCACAACUAUUGUAAUGUUAAAUACACUUGGCGUGUUACUAAUUUUAGCAAAAAGGAAAAGGACAUCUAUAAUGUUACCAGACCUGUGCUUUAAUUUGAUUCUACUUUUAAUAAAAGUCAAAUUUUACAAAGAGUUGACAUUUAAUUUUUCAUUUACUACAUGUUAUCAAGGCUGGCUAAAUGCGGCUUUUACAAACUCUGUCAGCAUGGGAAGGAGGGAUUGGCGUCAGAGUUCUCAAGUGAAGAAUUAACAACACUGGUGAACCAUCCUAGGAUAUCACUUAGCACAGAGAUAAUUCAAGAGAUGAUUUAUGGGGUUUAUUUCCUGAUGUAAGUUAUGUGACUAGCAUUCAAUAUCUCCUUACAAUAUCACCCCUGAACCACACAUUAAGGUCAUGAGAGUAAAGGAAAUUAUCACCAACUAAAGAAGCUCUUGAUUGUUAAACAAAUUCUCCUAAUCAGCACCUUAAGAAAUGUAUAAAGAACAUUAUGGAGAAUAUGCAUACCGAUGCUAGGGUGUAUAAAUAUAAUUAUGUCAAAAUGUACAUGAAGAACUGUGUUUUUAAAUAGUGGUGCUAUGGUUAAUUCCAGCAUUAAGGUAAAGGGAAAUAAUAAUAAAAAAACUGAUUUUUAAAAAUAAAUUUAAACCUUGCAAGAAUUUGAAUCCCUACACUUAUAUAAUGUUAUCAUGCUAUGCAUAGGCAAUUAAUACCUUGUACUCUUUUGGGUUGUCAAAGAUCUGGAAAUGCUUAUGUGUGAACAUUUCUCAAAUCGUAUCAAUAGUUUUAAUGAUGUAAUGUACAGGUACAAUGGCCAAAGAACUCUGGCCACCAAAGCUCUCGAAGAUCUUCACUGGCGUGCUGCUCACAGCUUGUUUGCCCCAGCUCAUAUGGUAAGGACUUUUUAUAUCUGGAAUUUCUGCAAUUUUGUGCAUGCAUUUUACUCUGACCUUUUUUGUACUUGAAAAUUCAUUAAUCUUCAUCAACCCCUACAUUAAAUUAGUAUUUUCUCUCUCUGUUUUUGUAUUUACUUGUUUUAGCUCACUAAUGCCAUCAAACAUUCAUUGGAACAAACUGGAGGCCUUCCCAGUGAUGGUCCCCUAGGGUUGGAGAUGUACCUGACAGACACACAGGACACCCAAGCUAUCAGUAGUAAGACUGUACCAUCGGUCAGUAGCUCUAUAAUGGAGGCACCAGGUAUAUAUUGCUCUGAUGGGGAAUCUUAUGAGUCUUGUCUGGAAACUAUUGGUGGUGAUGAGGGUGAUAACAUAAGUGAUGUGUAUACUGAUACUGUUGAUUCAGUUGAUAAUUCCAGUGUCAAGUAUCUUAACACUUGGCUUUGAUUAAGUGGUUAUUUAGCUUAGUACAAAUAGUUUAAAUAGGCCAUUCUUUUCCUUUAAAAUGAAAUAUCUUCUCGUGAAACACAAUCUAAGUGUUAAAUUUCCCAGUAUAUUUUCUUGUACCUAUAUUUGAUGAUACAGUUUUGAGGUAUUUGUGUUUCAAUUCAAGGUUGAAACUUAAUGAUAAAAUAAAAAUAUUUAUUUUGAUUAAGUGCACAAGUUAAUGGUAACUGCUUCAAAUAAAUCUGAUAAACUGCAAUUCAAUGAUAAUAAUAUUUAAUAAUUUAAACAAGUUAGCAUUUAUAUGUGAUUUUUGUAAAUAAAAUGUGUUUGUAAUGCAGUGUGCAAAGGGUAGGGACAAAUAUAUUUAUAAAUAAAUGUUAAGUACAAUGAAAACUUAGUUUAUUUUUGUGGUAUUUAGUGAGGUUUGAACUCUGGUAUCCAUGCAAUUUAGAUUUCAAAUGCUUUGAGCAAUAAUGAUUAAGCUCUAUAGAAAGCUGCUGAAAAUAGGUGCUAUUAGUUCCUUAAUAUCAUCAUAUGUAAAUACAUGCGGUGAAGGGUAAAUGUAAUAUAAUUUGGCAUUAAUUUUAAUUUACUUUGUAUUUGUUUAAAUCUAAUGGUGUCUUAUUACACAAAUGCUGCAAUCUGAUUGGUUAUGCUUCUCCCUACCUAUUCCUUGAUAGACAGCAAGUAAAGCAAGUAGUCUUACAAAACAAAAUAAAAACAGGAGCUUGCCUUGUUGCAAAAUUUUCAACUACUAGUAGAUUUAUAGCAAAAACAAAAAAAUUAUGCUCCCUUGGUUUCUAUGCAUGACAGUUGAUUUAGAGGUUGCUGUUAUCGACUAUGUCAUGACAGAAAUCUUGGAUUUAAGUCAGUAUCUGACCAACUGCUCACCUACCCCUCCCCUAACUCAGCAUUAACCCUAACUUGUUAUCAAUUGACUGUUUUUUUUGGGUUAGGGGAGGGGUAGGUUCGCAGUGACUCAGACACUAUCAGUGAUCUUACAUCUCAAGCUUGUAAUCUAAUUGUUAAUUAUGAAAAAGCCAAGAUAAAUGUCAUUCUAAUAAACUGUUAAUUGUAGCUAUUGCCUCUCUUCUCGGGGUGAAUGAAAUCUAGACUUAAAAUUGCUGUCAAUGUGAGUUGUCUUUAGAAUGUGUCAAUACUUUGUGUAAAGCGUCCUGUUAUUCUCUGUAAUGCAAAUAGAUUAAUGAAAUAUGCAACCUGUCUGUAUUGAAUCAUGUUACAUGUCAGAGUAAUAUUUAUCUGAUAAAAUAAAUGCAAAGAGUGAAAGGCUUUAAGCUGGCUUUAUUAUAUUAAGCGCUGAAAGUUGUGCCUCAGAAAGCUUAAAGGAACAAAACUCGAUAAAGAAGCGUACCCUAGGAAUUAAGCUUGUGUAGACUACGUGCAAACGUAGGAGGUAGGAAGUGUAGUUUUCUCCGCCAAUCCGAGGUAAGGCGCUCAUUUUAAACCAAUCAGGUGCAAGUCAAGCUGCCUCUUUUCCCGCGCUUGCAUCAGCAAAGUUAAUGGUUACAACCAGUGCAGUCAUAAGUAGUGAUAUGGUUAGCGGUGGCUGGAUUUGUACUUUCAUCCAUUUCCUUGUUCUUUCAAAAUUUCCCCUUGCAAUAGAAAGUGUUACUCAGAAUGAAAACUGUCUGAAAUUUGAAAGGUAAUUGGAAAGUUCCUGAAGAAUGUUAGUUGAAUUCUCGAAAAUUCAUAACCCCAACGUUCCCUGUGGUCUUCAGAAUUAGCUUGUCAAGAGUAGUUUUAAAUCUUUAAAUGACCAAAGCUUUAAUCUCUUCAAUAAUUAAUAAGUUAAAAGUGGAAACCUUUCCUUCCUGAACUUGACCUGUGAAUGAUUGGUGAGCUUUACAAUUUUUUUUAUUAAGUUCUCCUGAGGGCCUAAAAGCGUUUUCAGGCAUUUGAACAGGAAUGGACCGGAUCGAGCCUUUUCCCGCGAAAAGUUACUCUUUAUCUUGAAAAAGGCAGACUGCCAGCACUCUAUUUUUCAACGCCUUACAAUUUACUUACUAUUUGGCUCAUAUCUAUAGUGCUCCAAACAGAAGUGGCUAUGUGUUACUCGGGGUAAGAUUUAAAACUGUCCAUCUUUUGUUAAAUCAGUUAUCUCUGCUCUUUCUUUGUUUUAGUGAUUGGAAAUAUUUUGGCUCUGUCAACUAGUGGAUUGAGCGUAACAAAGUGCGAUGGUGCUGUAGUUCUGAAAGGAAAUGAAGGAGUUGACGCCGAAGGAAAUGAUUCAAGUAAAGAGAGUUCUUCCUCUGACCAGUCAGCAUCGCAGACGACAAAGUCACAUAAGAAAGCCCACAGUCUUGGCUACUUGAAACUCCCGGGAUUCAAGUCUACAAAAGAACAUAUUGAACUUCAACAAAUAGACGGAACGAGUUUUUCCGAAUCACUACGAGCCGUAUCGUCGGAAAUCAAUGUUCCUUCGGAAAAACCCGAUGGUGCCGAAGUCUUGGCGACUAGCCCUAGCGAAUCGAAUAUUUUCGACCACCAAUUUUGAUGUUCGGAUAAACCGAUUUGUCGUUGUCCUUGUUUUUAAGAAGAUUUUUCUUUGUAAAAUUAAAUAAAUUCAGUCGACUACCCAUUGAUAUAGAACGCAAAUGGGGUUGGGAGAGCUAAAGAGGUUUAGAAUUUUAUUGACUCUACGACAUUUUCAGUCGUCGAAUAAGCUUUUGACACACCACUAUAAAACGUAGAAUGUUUUCAGUUAAAUGAGCCAUAAAUUUGUAAACUAAAGAGGUGUACACAUUGACUGUUAUGAAAAAAUAUUU